This is a messenger RNA of Syngnathus acus (greater pipefish), 3364 nucleotides long. It is a transcript of the gene tnpo3, whose product is annotated as transportin 3. Lineage: Eukaryota; Metazoa; Chordata; Actinopteri; Syngnathiformes; Syngnathidae. Gene Ontology annotation, cellular component: cytoplasm; nuclear membrane. Gene Ontology annotation, molecular function: small GTPase binding. Bases 136 to 2907 code for a protein of 923 amino acids. The transcript has 23 exons. Gene Ontology annotation, biological process: protein import into nucleus. The record is from RefSeq and is a predicted model, not a curated record.
GUUUGAGGCCGGACGAUCAGUUGAGUUACACGCGGGAAACCCGUGUGAGAUGGCGCUCGGCACGCACACCAUCUAGAAUUUGUCAACAAGCGCGUCGUUUGUCGCCUUUUGUGCUCGCCGCUUCGGAUCCGAGCAAUGGAGGGGGGUAAACCGAGUCUUUCGCUCGUCUACCAGGCGGUCCAGGCCCUGCAUCACGACCCGGACCCUGCCGGGAAGGAACGAGCUUCUAUGUGGCUCGGAGAGCUCCAGAGAUCGAUGUACGCCUGGGAGAUCUCAGACCAGCUGCUGCAGCUCAAGCAGGACGUGGAGUCGUGCUACUUUGCCGCUCAGACCAUGAAGAUGAAGAUCCAGACUUCCUUCUACGAGCUUCCUCCCGAUUCGCACGGUGCUCUGCGAGACUCGCUGCUCUCUCACAUCCAGAACCUCAAAGACCUAUCACCUAUCAUCGUAACGCAGCUGGCAUUGGCCAUCGCAGACCUUGCUCUUCAGAUGGCGUCGUGGAAAGGAUGCGUGCACACGCUCAUCGAAAAGUACAACGGAGACAUCAGCUCCAUGCCCUUCCUCAUGGAGAUUCUGACCGUGCUGCCCGAAGAAGUCCACAGCCGCUCGCUUCGCAUCGGAGCCAAUCGGAGGACAGACAUCAUCGAGGACUUGGCAUAUUACUCGUCCACGGUGGUCACGCUCCUGGGGUCGUGUGUGGAGAAGACGGGCAGCGAUGAGAAGAUGCUGAUCAAGGUCUUUCGCUGUCUGGGGAGCUGGUUCAACCUGGGAGUGCUGGAUAGUAACUUCAUGGCCAGCAACCAGCUGCUCAUGAUCCUCUUCCAAGUUCUGCAGAGGGACGAGACCUCCAGCAACCUGCACGAGGCGGCCGCAGACUGUGUGUGCUCCUCCCUCUACGCCAUUGAAAACGUCGACACAAACAUGAGCUUGGCGCUGCAGCUCUUCCAGGGCGUCCUGACGCUGGAGACGGCCUAUCACAUGGCCGUGGCCCGCGAGGACCUCGACAAAGUCCUGAAUUAUUGCAGAAUCUUCACUGAGCUGUGUGAAACCUUUUUGGAGACGACGGUCAGGAGUCCGGGUAGAGGAAUGGGAGACUUGAGGACGCUGGAGCUGCUGUUGAUCUGCGCCGGACACCCGCAGUACGAGGUGGUGGAAAUCUCCUUUAACUUUUGGUACCGGCUGGGUGAAAAUCUCUACAAGAUCAACGACGUGGCCCUGAAUGGCGUUUUCCGACCCUACAUUCAGAGACUACUGCACUGUUUGGCCCGACAUUGUCAGCUGGACCCAGACCACGAAGGAAUUCCGGAGGAGACGGAUGAUUUUGGGGAGUUCCGGAUGAGAGUGUCUGACCUGGUUAAAGACGUGAUAUUUCUGGUGGGCUCUAUGGAGUGUUUCUCUCAGUUGUAUUCCACCCUCAAAGAUGGGAACCCGCCUUGGGUGGUGACCGAAGCGGUUCUCUUCAUAAUGGCCGCCAUUGCCAAAAGCGUCGACCCUGAGAACAACCCGACCCUGUUGGAGGUGUUGCAGCAGGUGGUUUUGCUGCCAGAGGCCGUUCACAUGGCGGUGCGCUACACCAGCAUCGAGCUGGUCGGCGAGAUGAGCGAGGUGGUGGACAGGAACCCCCGAUUCCUCGACCCCGUGCUCAACUAUCUGAUGAAAGGCCUGCGAGAGAAAGCUCUGGCCUCGGCCGCGGCCAAGGCCAUCCACAACAUCUGCUCCGUAUGCAGGGACCACAUGGCGCAGCACUUCCAAGGACUUCUGGACAUCGCUCGCUCGUUGGACUCCUUUGCCCUGUCCACGGAAGCCGCCGUGGGACUGCUUAAGGGUACGGCGAUGGUCCUGGGUCGUCUGCCUCUGGACAAGAUCGCCGAGUGCUUAGGGGACUUGUGCGCCGUUCAGGUGGCGGCCCUUAAAAAGCUUUUGGCCGAGGAAUCGAGCAACGGUCGAUCGGCCGAUCCCACCGUCUGCCUCGACAGACUGGCCGUCAUUUUCAGACACACCAACCCCAUCGUGGAGAACGGGCAGACGCACCCGUGUCAGAAGGUCAUCCAGGAGAUCUGGCCCGUGCUGUCGGAGACGCUCAACGCUCACCAGGCCGACAACCGAAUUGUGGAGCGAUGCUGCCGCUGCCUCCGCUUUGCCGUACGCUGUGUGGGAAAAGGUUCCGCCUCCUUGCUGCAGCCGCUGGUUACUCAGAUGGUGAGCGUCUACCGCGUCUACCCGCACUCGUGCUUCUUGUACCUGGGCAGCAUCCUGGUGGACGAGUACGGAAUGGAGGAGGGCUGUCGCCAGGGGCUGCUGGACAUGUUGCAGGCUUUGUGCAUGCCCACCUUUCAGCUGUUGGAGCAGGCCAACGGCCUUCUCAACCAUCCCGACACCGUCGACGACCUCUUCAGACUGGCGACCAGGUUUGUGCAGCGUAGUCCCAUCACGCUGCUUAGCAGCAGCAUUAUUGUGCACAUCAUCCAGUGCGCCAUCGCCGCCACCUCGCUGGACCACCGGGACGCCAACUGCAGCGUCAUGAAGUUUGUGCGAGACCUCAUCCACACCGGCGUGGCCAAUGACCACACGGACGACUUUGACUUGAGGAAGCGGCUGAUCGGUCAGGCCAUGGAGCAGCACGGCCAGCAACUGAUCACGCAACUCAUGCAUUCGUGUUGCUUCUGUCUGCCGCCGUACACCCUGCCCGACAUCGCCGAGGUCUUGUGGGAGGUCAUGGUGUUCGACCGGCCGACCUUCUGCCGCUGGUUAGAGAGCGCUCUGAAAGGCUUGCCCAAGGAGACGUCAGGAGGAGCGGUCACGGUGACCCACAAACAGCUGACCGAUUUCCACAAACAAGUCACCAGUGCUGAUGAAUGUAAACAAGUUUGUUGGGCCAUGAGAGAGUUCACGAGACUAUUCCGGUAAACGCAUGUCAAGUCUUUUUCGCUGGUUCAGAGGCGGCGGCAAGAGCUGCGGCUGCUAACGGAGGUCUGGAGGGCGGAGGCGGGAUGUGUGCGGCCGGAAGGCGGACGGGCGCAUCCCAGGGACUUAGUGAACUGACGCACCUCCAGCGGGUGGUGGGAGGGGCAGGCCGAAGAGGCGGAGUCCACCGAGUGAACAGAUGGGCGAGCGGGGCAAGAGACUGUGCCCGUCAACUGUUUUUACCAGAAACUUUGUUUUGGGGGACUUUAGUCAGGCUUGAAAUUGAAAUCCAUCCCACCCGGCGCCCACCGGAGAACUCCACGUACGUCACCACUUUUGACCGCUUGAAAGUUUGCUUUCUUUUAAUGCAAAGAGUGACAGAGUGAACUCUGGAAAAUGCCAGACGGACCCAUGCAAUCGCCUUGCUGUCGACAAUAAACGAGUGAAACCACAAAUGUUA